Molecule: messenger RNA, 7556 nt
Organism: Sander lucioperca (pikeperch)
Lineage: Eukaryota; Metazoa; Chordata; Actinopteri; Perciformes; Percidae
Gene: ube2o
Product: ubiquitin-conjugating enzyme E2O
Exons: 23
Coding region: 160-4272 (1370 amino acids)
Source: RefSeq, a predicted model, not a curated record
GUGGUGCGAGAGGGUACUGCGUGAUGACGCGCACACACUGCGCUACAGCUACGCACCUCUUCGUAGCGACGUAAACACGUGCACAUCGCUGCUUCCAGGUUACAUUUUUUUUCACCAUCAUCCUCGCGCUCUAGCAUCACUCCCUGGACAACAGCAGCGAUGGCGGAGCCCCUAGCAUCGGAUGCGGCGGCCACAACGGACGCAGCAGAAGCGGCAGCAUCCCUGACCCCAGGCCUCUCUCCCGCAGCCAGCCCUGGCUCGGAGCCUCUAUCACUGGCUCUGUCUCCCACGGCGGACGGCUCCCAGCGGCUGCUCUUCUCCCACGACCUGGUCUCCGGGCGGUAUCGCGGCUCAGUCCGGUUUGGCCUCGUACGGAUGAUCCACGGCGAGGAGGAUUUUAACUCCGACUCGGACCUCGACGAUGGCGGAGGGAGAGGCGAUGGAGGUGGAGGAGGAGGAGGUGGCGGCGGAGGAGGAGGAGGAGGAGGAGGACGAGUCCCGUGUGGUUCGGACACUGAGAGCGGCGUGGACACCCCGAGUCGGCCUCUCUGUAGGGGAUUUGUCCGCGUCCAGUGGUACCCUGAAGGAGGAAAGCAGGACAUCAGGGAGACAAAGCUGAAACUUGAAGAUCGAUCUAUCGUUAUUAGAGACAUGGUGCGAAGAAACAAUUCUAAUGACAGCCAGUGUGGUAUUGUGACCAACAUUGACAUUGAGUGUGCAGUGAAACUAGUGGGGACAAACUGUGUUCUUUAUCCAGUUAACAGCAAAGACCUGCAGCACAUCUGGUCUUUUAUGUACGGCGACUACAUCGCCUAUGACUUCUGGCUGGGGAAAGUGUACGACCUGACUAAUCACAUUAUUCUCAAGCUCUCCAACGGAGCCAGGUGCUCCAUGAGUGUGGAGGACGGUGCCAAGCUUUACGAUGUCUGUCCACAUGUCAGUGAUUCGGGUCUGUUCUUCGACGAGGCGUAUGGUUUCUACCCAGGCCAGGUCCUGAUUGGUCCGGCCAAAGUCUUCUCUAACGUACAGUGGCUGUCGGGGGUCAAACCUGUCCUGAGCAGGAAGUGCAAGUUCAGGGUGGUGGUAGAAGAGGUGAAAGUGGUCGAACUGAAGGUGACGUGGAUCACAAAGAGCUAUUCUCCCAAAGGUUCAGACAGUGUCUAUCCCCCUCCCUCCAUCAUCACACAUGAAAAUCUCUGCAGGGUGAGGCGUCUAGGAUACUACGACCACACCCAGAGGCAGCUAGGAGAGAGGGCCCUAUAUGUUUUCCCUGCUCAGGGGGACGCCAAGCGGAUCACCUGUGAUGGACCCGAGGGUGCCCCUGUCUUGCCCGAAGACCCCGUGGUCAGAAAGUUGAAAAGGAUGUUCAAGAAGGAUUCGGGGAAGAAAACUGAGAAUGCCGAAUCACAAGGAGAGCACAAAUCAGAGCAGACAGACACUUCUCAUCCCAACAACAACAACGGCCCCGUGGUGCCCUUCCAGAACCCUCCGGACUCCCAGAACACCUACGACCCUUCAGCUGAACACGGAGAGCAGGACGCUGACGACGAGGCUGCAGAAGACACUGACGAUACCAGCUCUCUGACGUCAUCGGCCAGCUCUACAGCCUCUUCUCAGAGUGGCGGUCUGGGAACCAACCGUAAGAAGAGCAUCCCACUCUCCAUCCGUAACCUGAAGAGGAAGCACAAGAAGAAGAGGACCAAGUUUUCCCGCGAGUUCAAGCCUGGAGACCGGGUUGCAGUGGAAGUUGUAUCCACAAAGACCACGGCUGAUGUGAUGUGGAAGGACGGGCGGGUGGAGAAGGGGAUCCGAUCAAACAACCUCAUCCCCAUCCAGCACCUCGACAGCCAUGAGUUUUGUCCCGGGGACUUUGUAGUAGACAAACGACCCCAAGCCCUCCAGGACCCGGGAGUGUACGGUGUGAUCCAGUCUGGUGACCACAAGGGCAGAACAUGUGUCGUCAAGUGGAUCAAACUCAACUCCAGAAGCGACGACGUGGAGGUUUUCGGUAUGGAGGAGGAUGUCAGUGUGUACGACAUCGUCGAUCACCCAGAUUUCCACUUCCGCACCACCGACAUCGUCAUUAGAAUAUGGAACUCUGAGAACGGACAUGACUGUGAAAACGAUACGUCGGUCGGACAGGUGUCCAGGGUGGAUGUGAGCAGCAAAGUGGAGGUGGUGUGGGCGGAUAACUCCAUGACCAUUGUCUUGCCACAGCACCUCUACAAUGUGGAGUCUGAGAUCGAGGAGACGGACUACGACUCGGUGGAGGAGACGAGCAGCGUCCUGUCCACCGAGGAGUGGGAGGACGAGAGCGACAGCUGGGAGACGGAUAACGGCCUCACCACUGAGGAAGACAGCCAUGUCAACAAUGCAGACAUCAUCGACACAGCGACCCCGACCCCCACCCCCACUAGCUCCGCGACGUUCAUCAUCACCCCUCAAGAGGGCAGCAAAGCUGGGGUCACUAGCCCCACUAAAGGAGCCACUGGAGAGGAGGGAGAGGCAUCUGUGGCUGCUGCUAGUCCUGCUUCUGGAGGAGGAACCACUCCAGGAGCUGUUAAUGGAGCAGAGAAGCCCAGUAAAGAAGGCGCCUCUCGGGGCUUCAGGGAGUUGAAAGAGGCCCUGAAGAUCCUGGAGAGCCUGAAGAACAUGACUGUGGAGCAGCUCUGGACCGGCGGUUCUCCAACCUCUCCGACCUCCGCUGAACCCGCUUCAACAACUAAUGUAGCGAGUUCGGUGACGCCCACGGCCCCCGAGAAACCGACCAAGGAGAAACGCUUCCUGGACGACAUUAAGAAGCUGCAGGAGAACCUGAGGAAGACGCUGGACAACGUGGCCAUCGUGGAGGAGGAGAAGAUGGAGGCUGUGGUGGAGGCAGGGGGGAGUGGAGGAGCAGGGACAGAGUUUGUGACGGUUCAGGUAGAGAAAGCUGGAGAGGAAAAGCCCCAGCAAGAGCCGCAGACACCGGUGGGUGGACAAGAAUGGCCCAGUGAGUUUCUCAGUGAUACACCAGUACUGUGCCAACAGAGUGGUGGCAAGCCUGGUGUCACCUUUACUAGCGCCAAGGGAGAGGUGUUCUCUGUGCUGGAGUGGGCACCAGACACACACUCAUUUCAGAAAAUGGAGUUUCAGCCAGCGGAGGCAAAGAAAUUUUUCAGCACAGUGAGGAAAGAAAUGGCUCUACUAGCAACGUCACUGCCGGAUGGCAUCAUGGUCAAAACAUUUGAAGAUCGCAUGGACCUGUUCUCAGCUCUGAUCAAAGGGCCAACUCGUACACCCUACGAGGACGGUCUGUUCCUGUUUGACAUCCAGCUUCCCAACAUCUACCCGUCUGUGCCGCCUCUGUUUCGCUACCUGUCGCAGUGCGGCGGCCGCCUCAAUCCCAACCUCUACGACAACGGCAAGGUCUGCGUCAGCCUGCUGGGCACCUGGAUCGGAAAGGGCACAGAGAGGUGGACCAGCAAGUCCAGUCUGCUGCAAGUCCUCAUCUCCAUACAAGGCCUUAUCCUCGUCAAUGAGCCUUACUAUAACGAGGCUGGCUUUGACAGUGACCGAGGCCUACAGGAAGGAUAUGAGAACAGCCGCUGCUACAACGAGAUGGCCCUGAUCAAGAUGGUCCAGUCUAUGACGCAGCUCCUUCAAAAUCCGGUGGAGGUUUUCAAACAGGAGAUCCAGGAGCACUUUGUUUCUAACGGCUGGCGGCUCGUCCACCGUCUGGAUGCGUGGCUUGAGCUGAACGACGGUGCUGAGAGGGGGCAGGCAGCACACAUGUCCUCCAGGGCUCAACACUCCAAAGACAGAGCUUCAUCUGUGGAGCCUCUGGACGAGCAGCGUGGGGAGCAGGGGGUCACAGGAGUUACCAGUAUUAUGGAGGAGGAGCUGGAGGAUUCAGGGCUGAGUCCCUCCACUACAGUGGCCUCUCAGCAGGAGCAGAGCCAGAACUCAGACUGCGACAGCACCCAGGGGAGCACCUCUCUGAGUGGCUCCAUGGUCGCUGGCUCUGUAGUCCGCGGCGUGACGUCAGAAUCAGGUUCAGUCACGGUUAGCGGAGGAGGGGUGGGCUCCACAGGAAGCCAGCCGGUGGUGCGACCAAAGAAACGGAGAAAGAGCUACCGGAGUUUCCUGCCAGAGGGCAGUGGCUACCCAGACAUUGGCUUUCCACUCUUCCCGCUCUCUAAGGGGUUUGUGAAGAGCGUUCGAGGGGUGCUGCUGCAGUACCGAGCUGCACUGGCCGCUGCUGCCAUCCCUGAUCACACGGAGGACAAGUAAGUGCCUCCUCGCCGUUCCCCAACACUCCUCUGCACUGUUCCCUGCUCUUUUCCUCCUUCUCUUCUACCUUUUCAUCUGCCUCAAGCUGUAGAGGAGGAUCCAUUACUUGUUGUCUGGGGGGUCUUCCAGUUUUCAAUCUUCUGUACCCCUGUCCAGAGCUGCACUGUGCCCCCAGCACUACCCACACUUUUGUCCUGCAUUUCGUAGUCUGUACUGUUGCCCCAAACUCCACAAUGUUCUGCCUUCUCCCCAUAAUCCCUCUGGAUCAAACAAAGGCUGCAGGAGAACGGCACCCUUGAUCAGGAGAGUGAGCGGGUUCAGGUUGGAUGCGACUUGAUAAUGUCUUUGUUCUCCUUCAGUGUCUCUGCAGAUGAGUGUGAUGAAUAAAGAGGGGUGGACCUCACAUGCGCUCAUCCAUUUGCACAAACCUAUGGGAGCUUCCCCGUCACACAGGAACCCUCAUCUGUUCACAGACGCAGGUAAACACAGAGCUUUUACUGGAGGCCAUUUCUCUUCUGGUUUCAGCAGGACUUUGACUUCAGUGGAGGUGGUGUGGAUGCAAAAAGGAUGAAUGAGAUGGAAAAUCAGUGCCAUGAAUCCUCUUCCACCCUCCUCAUCCACCUAGCCUCCAGCAGCAUCCACCAUAUGUGUGAAGAUUUGCUGGAUAAACCAGCCUGAAAAAUGUAAAGCAGACUUGUGAUCGUCGCUGCAUUUUGGACAAGGUCAAAUAUGGCUGAAACCUGCAAAGCCCAGCUCACCUAGCUGUUGGGUCUACUGCGGCUAUCUGUAGCACAACUGAUAUUAUCGCUGCACCAUCCUGCACUACCACAAACGAAUGGACAAUCUGGUCUGGGAGAGGUGACACCGUAUAAAUACACUGACCAGGAGUAUUCUUUUUAAAUAGAAAUCACUGGUUGUACGCUUUCUGCCAAAUUCUCUCUUUUCACACACAAAAUAUUCAAGUAGAAUGUACUGAAUGUCAGUUAAACUGCCAACCACAACAGCUUCACCACUUCUAUACUGUACUUGCUGGUAUUUUCCUUCGCCAAUCACUCGCACUGAACCACGCAGCGAACACCGUGUGACAAGUUUACAUACGAAUCCCCUCUGGAGGUCAGACUGCUGUAGCUGUUUGGUGUGUAGAGAAGCCAGCCAGGCACAGGAUGACCGUUAGGUAGCUUCAUAUGAAGGUGUGUGUGCUCUAGUCAAAGCCCACAGCUGCCGCCUCUACAUAACAAAGUUCCAUUCAUUUUCUGUAGAAUUUAGCAAAGUUGUUUGAUCACCAAAAUGGAACUUGUGCUUUGGUAUUUUGAUGCAUUUUAAGUCGUUUUACUCAGAGGCUGAGGUGAAGGUUUCAGAGCGGAGCUUUACCCACAAUGCUCCACUUUUCUGUGACAGCGGUGAACCCACAUUACAUGCAACUGACACAAUUUAAAGAAUAAAUAGAAGAAAAAAAAACAACAACAUUACAGCAUCCAUUCCGUCAUCUCAUGUCAACAUGUUGCCUUACUUGAAUUGUUCUUUAUAAUCUCAGAUCAUUGUGUACAGAGCUGCUUGCGUCAUGCUUUAUACAUUAACCUAUAAAGGCAGAGACACACUGAAACCACUAAAGCCCUGUUCCAGUGUUUUCCUCUUUAAUAGUGCAAAUCUCUGAUCAGUUGUUUCUUAAACAUGAGUCUCUCACACUGCAGCCAUCGGUGUAUUCUAUACAAACUACAAUCAGUGUGAUGCUGAAGGUUUGCUGAUAUUAUAAUUAUUUUUGCUUGAUUAUUAUUUUCUUUUAUUUAGUGUUUUACCUGACUUGAGCGUCUUAUCCCAUGGAGGCGACUGCUGACCCCACUGGCGAGAGAAAAUUACACAAACUACAGCACUCAGACAAAACUUAAGGCGGUAUAACUGGUCUCUGAUCUUUUUUUUCUUUACAUGGCAUAUAUUCAAUCUAAAUGAAAGGAAUCAAGGUUGUAUUUACCAAGUUACCAUGAAGCUCUUACGCUGCAUUUAACUGUGAAAGAAAGUCAAACUCCCCUUUGGGUCCAAUCGUGCUUCCUGGGGAAAUCAGAGCAGGCUUAGUUUACAAUUUUUUUUUUUUUUUUAAAUAGCUGCAUUCCACCUUUAACAUAAUGCUCCUAUUUCGUUCAAUAUAUUAUGAUUCUCAUUGUAAUAACUAUUAUGAUGAUUAUAAGGGAGAGCACUGGCUGUCUGGUAAUUUACUUGAACAAAGAACCUUGAUGCUGAAGAGUGUUUCUGAAUGAGAGAGCACAUUGUGCCAUUGUGAAACUAUGAGUGAUGGGAGAGGAUAAAAACCAUGAGCAAAGAGCUGCUGUUUUAAAGAGACUUAAGAAAAUAAAGGUCUUGAAUGAGGGUAUUUUGUUUUGCUUUGUCUUCCAUUGUUUUCCCCAUGCAACAUUUAAAACUGGCACUCUGUACCAGAUAUGGCAAUCAGGCAUCCAUGACAUUUUGUCCUCUUCCUUGGAUUAGACCUUGCCAUCAUUGUUUUGUUGCCUUUAAUGCUACAGAGAAGGAUGUGUUGUCUUCUCCACUGGCUGCUGUAUCUGUAGCACGUAGCCUUGUUUGCUUUCUUGUCUCUGUUUGUCCCGCCACUUGCUGCUUUUUUGUAAAAUGUCACCUUCACAAUUCUUGGAGAAGUGUGUCAGAACUCAGUCUGAAGACAAACUGUAUGGACGAUGGUUCCCGAGUUGAGAGGUAACAUUACUGCUUCGUCUUUAACACUCUUUCUCAUUUGUCUUCAAUCGCAGAAACAGAAAAUGUGAAGUUAUAUCUCGCUAGAUCUCGAAGCAAAAAAAUCUGGCAGGAUACCAAGCACGUGAUGUGCAAUUUUCUGUGUAUGUGUGUAUAUUAUUCAAAUUUAAACCAUUAUUAUUAUUAUUAUUAUUACUAUUAUAAUUACUGCAAGGCGUUUGUUUUACAGCCAAAGCAUGUAACAUGUUGCUUUAAGCCUUUUGAACGGGCUACACACAAGACUUGACUGUAUGAUGUCUACAUUUUCACAGUGGCCUGUUGUUGAUAUAUUAAAAAGAAUAACUAAUAAAGUAAUGAUUUGUAGCCUGAUUCCCUCUGUACAGAUGUCAUGACUAUAUUGAAAUAUAUAAAUACAUACAGUAUAUAUUUAACACAUCUGUCAUGUCACAUAGAUGCUUGGGGCAUAUAUGUACAAAAUGCUGAGUGUGUAUUGUACUUAAGAUUUCAUUUUUUUAUGGUUUACUUUAUUGCGUUAAGACAACUGUAUAGUGAUGUAUUAAACUUUGCAAGCAGUAAAAUAGUAA